Molecule: messenger RNA, 2106 nt
Organism: Gracilinanus agilis (Agile Gracile Mouse Opossum)
Lineage: Eukaryota; Metazoa; Chordata; Mammalia; Didelphimorphia; Didelphidae
Gene: GPSM1
Product: G protein signaling modulator 1
Exons: 14
Coding region: 1-2106 (701 amino acids)
Molecular function (GO): protein binding; GTPase regulator activity
Source: RefSeq, a predicted model, not a curated record
AUGCCAACAACUGCUGUAGAAGGCCAGCCAUCGGCCCUGAGCUUGGCAGAAAGGGCUGUGUGCAAGGUGGUAUACGGUGCCCCCCGGCCCCGACCCCUCUUGCUUCCUGUGGGCCUGGAACUCUGGCUUUAUGUGCAGAAGAUGCGCAGUGUACAGAAAAGAAGGAUGGAGGCCUCUUGCCUAGAGCUGGCUCUAGAAGGUGAGAGGCUCUGUAAAGCUGGAGAUUUCAAAGCUGGGGCUGCCUUCUUUGAAGCAGCUGUCCAAGUGGGGACUGAAGAUCUGAAGACCCUGAGUGCAAUUUAUAGCCAGCUGGGAAAUGCCUACUUCUAUCUGAAAGAGUACUCAAAGGCUCUUGAGUAUCACAAGCAUGACCUCACUCUGGCCAGGACUAUUGGGGACCGCAUUGGGGAAGCCAAGGCCAGUGGCAACCUUGGCAACACUCUCAAAAUCUUGGGUCGCUUUGAGGAAGCUGUAAUCUGCUGCCAAAGACACCUGGACAUUUCCCAGGAGCAGGGUGACAAGGUUGGGGAAGCAAGAGCCUUGUACAACAUUGGUAAUGUGUAUCAUGCCAAGGGGAAGCAGCUGUCCUGGAACUCUGCCCAGGACCCUGGCCACCUGCCCCUGGACGUCAGAGAGACACUUCAGAAAGCUUCAGAAUUCUAUGAGAGGAACCUGUCUCUGGUGAAGGAACUGGGAGACCGGGCUGCCCAGGGCCGGGCCUAUGGGAACCUUGGCAACACCCAGUAUCUGCUGGGAAAUUUUAGUGAAGCCAUCACCUUCCACAAGGAGAGACUUGCCAUUGCUAAGGAAUUUGGAGACAAAGCUGCCGAAAGGAGAGCAUACAGUAACCUAGGAAAUGCCCACAUCUUUCUGGGGCGAUUUGAUGUAUCUGCUGAGUACUAUAAAAAGACCCUCCAGCUGUCCCGACAACUGAAGGACCAGGCCGUGGAGGCCCAGGCCUGCUAUAGCCUGGGCAACACCUACACGCUUCUGCAGGACUACGAGCGAGCGGUGGAGUACCACCUGCGGCACCUGCUCAUCGCCCAGGAACUGGGGGACAGAGUGGGUGAGGGCCGAGCCUGCUGGAGUCUGGGAAAUGCUUAUGUGUCCCUAGGAAGUCAUGAACAAGCAAUGACCUUUGCCAAGAAGCAUCUCGAGAUCUCCCACGAGAUUGGAGACAGGAAUGGAGAGCUCACCGCCCGCAUGAACAUUGCCCAGCUCCAGCUUGCCCUUGGUGGGGAUGCCAGCACCAAGGUAGGGGAUAGGCCUCACUACCCUGGCUAUGAAGCUCAAGGGGCCAGGCCUAAGAGGAUCCAGAGGCACAGCGUAGAGAGCCUGGAUUUGCUGAAGUUCCCACUGGAAAAGAACCAGAACGGAGACAGCCACCACAUGGUAGAGCUGAAGAUGGCAGGCAAGGACUUCUUUUCCCUCUCUAUGAAAAGCCAGAAAUACCUGGAGGGUCCCCAAGAGGGGAACAGCUUACCCUUAGACAGCACCAGUGACAUUCAAAUCCAGAUCCCCCAGACGAAAAUCCCACGAGCACCAUCUGAUGAGGAAUGUUUCUUUGACCUACUGAGUAAAUUUCAGAGCAACCGGAUGGAUGAUCAACGCUGCCCACUAGAAGAGGGCCAAGCUGGGGCAGCUGAGGCCAACACCCCUACUCCCACCCUGGAGGAAAGAAUAUCUCAGUCAUCCCUGAUGGCCUCCCCUCAGACAGAGGAGUUCUUUGACCUCAUUGCCAGCUCUCAGAGUCGCCGGCUGGAUGACCAGCGUGCCAGUGUGGGCAGCCUGCCAGGCCUUCGGAUCACCCAUAACAAUUUGGGCCACCUUCGUGGGGAGGGUGAUGCUCAGGAGCCCGGAGAUGAAUUCUUCAACAUGCUGAUCAAGUGCCAGUCCUCCAGAAUAGAUGACCAGCGCUGUGCCCCGCCUGACACAAUGCCCCGUGGCCCCACCAUGCCAGAUGAAGACUUCUUCAGCCUCAUACAGAGGGUGCAAGCCAAGCGGAUGGAUGAGCAGCGAGUGGAUCUUGCCUCUGGCCAGGAGGAGGAGGAGGCAGCCAGCAGGCGGUCAGAUGCCCCGCAGCAGUGCCGGCCUAGUGCCAGCUAA